CCAAAAUCUCUAACAUCGACCCACUAACUUUUCCGACCCCUCAGAAAGAAACCCCAAUAAUAAUAUAUAUAAAAAGGAAUCACAUGGCGAUCAAGCCCAAGAGCAUCACUACGGACGGGAAGCGGGAGAUGACGAUGCAAGAGUUCAGAACGUGGCUGGGAAGGUUCGACACCGACAAAGAUGGCAAGAUCAGCAGACAAGAGCUGUCGGACGCCGUUCGCGGCGCCGGAGGGAGGUUCGCCUGGUGGAAGUGCCGGCAGGGUCUCCGGUCAGCCGACUCCGACGGCAACGGUUACAUAGACGCAAACGAGAUUAACAACCUUGUCGAUUUCGCCCAGAAGCAUCUCGGUGUCCGAAUCGUCAAUUUCUGAAUUUCGAGCCCAUCUUUCUUGUAUAUAUGGGCCGGCCCACAGCGUGCGCUUCGAGCCCAAGGUUCAAACUCAUUAUGUGUGUAUGGAAUGGUUACUCUUCGUGUAUGAUGUCUGUUGCAUCUUAAACUCGAGUUCUGGAUGCUACAGAUUGAUGCUCGAGUUAUAGGUUCUUCGUCAACCUUCGGCAUAAUACUCUAAGCUGAAUUUGGUUGUUUAAUUAUUAAUGAAGGUUUUGCUUUGAAGUGGUACUACGGUGUGUGUAUGUACUUAUCCCAAAGUUUGAAUCGUCUUGCUGUGAUUGAAAUUAAUAAAUGUUUUAUGUAUAA
Messenger RNA from Linum trigynum, 697 nucleotides. The record is from the annotation of a GenBank genome assembly. NCBI's taxonomy places the organism in Eukaryota, Viridiplantae, Streptophyta, Magnoliopsida, Malpighiales, Linaceae.